AUGGCAAAAUCGGAGAAGCCGAAGCUGAACCCGCCCUACGACGGGAAGCAUCUUCCCCCCCUGGAGCAGGAGGGGGACCCCAAUUCGUGCUCUCUUGAGAAGUUUCGCCUCUAUGAAACCCGAUCGGUAAGAGGCAUCUCCCAUUUCUUCGGUUCUUGAGUCCAUUUCUGUGGUGUCCCUGGGACAUGGGUGGGAGAGUGACGUAUGGUUUGCAGAGAUUCUAUCUCAUCGGGAGCGACAGGGGAAGGCGCUUCUUCCGCGUGUUGAAGAUCGAUCGCUCGGAGCCAUCCGAACUGAACAUCAGCGAGGAUCCCGUUGUGUACUCGCCGCAGGAAGUCAAGAGUCUUCUGCAGCGCAUCGACGAGGGAAAUCGGUCCACAGGUGGUCUCAACGUCGUUGCUAACGUCUGCGGUAUAGCAGGUCCGAAUAGAUUCCGAAUUUUCCUGCUCAGCCACGAGGCAUUCUUUCCACAUUAUUCCGCAGCUGAAAUCAUUGGCGUUCCUGUCACUGGCAUUUCCUUGUUUUAUUCAAAAUUCUUAGUUUGUUUCAGGAUGCAUAAAAUUCUUAGAAUCGUACUAUUUGAUUCUCGUCACAAAGCGUCGCCAGAUAGGUUCCGUAUGUGGCCACGCAAUUUAUAGCAUCGAGGAAAGCCAGAUGAUCCCUGUUCCCCACUCAACAGUACAGUCUGACGUGGCAUACUCCAAGACUGAGCUUAGGUAGAUAUUUUCCCUUUAAAGUUCAUUGUAGGUGGCUUCACUGGGAAAACUUUUGUAUUAAUUUCAACGUUCUUGGAGCUUACUUUCCUACAGAAGGGUUCUGAUAUUUAGAGCACUUAGUCGCCAACAAGUUUCUUAUUUUCCUUUGGCCCUUGCGCACAGGUACAAGAAGCUCUUAUCAAGUGUUGAUCUAACAAAGGAUUUCUUCUAUAGUUAUACAUAUCCAAUCAUGAGAAGCCUACAGAAGAAUGUUCAGGCAGCGGGUGGGGAAAGCAUGCCAUAUGAAAACAUCUUUGUGUGGAACACAUUUCUUACUCGAGCAAUCCGUUCGAGGUGUAGUAAUGCUCACUGGACAAUUGCUUUAGUUCAUGGGUAUUUCAAACAGGUAUUUGCGAUCAUAAAUUUCUGUCUGGGAUAUCUUAUUAGUUAUUUUCUUUGUUCUCAUGAUGAAAGUGAUACUUCUGUAGUUAAAUGUAUAGUGGGAUCACUUUUGACUACCUUUCGAAAAAUUUGACCGGCAAACUCUGGCUACUGCAUUGUCAAAAAUACAAUUCGACAUUUUGUCCCUGAUCUGUUAAACUUGUUGGGCUAAAGCAAUACUCAUCCAUAUCUACUGGAUACAUCUAAUUGUAACCUUGAUUUAACUGAAAACUCUUUCUAGGGGUUGAUGUUGAUGUCUGAGUUGUUAUGAUGGCUUGAAAGUUUAGUCGUUUAAGACUACCAAGAUGGUUCUGAGAAAAAUAUUCUUCAUUCUACUAGAAGACAUCAAUUGGAAACUUCAAAGGAAAACAAGCUACCAUUGCUUCUGUUUAGAAAUUAAAGGUGCAUGUUAAAAGGAUAAUAGUAUUCACUAAAGGUAUCCUAAGGAGUCUUUGGAUAAAAAAAUUAUUAGUGAGAAAAACUGGAGGACUAGGAGGAUCAUGGCAUUUGUACCUUUUUUGAUAGUUGGCAUAGCCAAUAAGGGCACUUUGGAGUUCGAGGAUCCAAAAUUUGAGAAAUGCCCUUUACGAAUAAGAUCAUAGUUGCUUAAUCAAAUACUUUUGGGAAUAGCUAGUGGGCUUUAAUUACCAAUGGCACAAGAAGGAAGUUGAUUUACUUAGAUAGGUAGUCAAAAUUUCUUUUUCAUAAAAUAUUUUUGGUACAUUAGAUUAGAAGGGUCAAAGUCCUUUUGACUUGUAAGGUAUGCCUGUUUUUGUCUUCAGCAACCUCAUUUGUUGAGGAUUCGUGGAGUAUUACUUGCUUUAGAAAAAAGAUGUUAGAUUAGUUGACAUAUUCCUUCCUAAUAUUAAGUGAAGUCCACAUUAUACUUUCUUCAAUCUAAGUUUUGACCAUACUAUGUGGAAUACUACAACACUUUUGGUUCAGAGUUUCCUUUUAUGAGAUACCACCUAGUUAUACUAGUAGAAUGAUUGAUGACGAGACAAACCACAUGCGAACAGUAACAUUUGAAAAUUUGGACGGGCCUCAAACUACGAGAAUGAAUUAAGGAGAAGGCUUUGAUGCUUUUAUUGAACACAAUGGUAAAGAACAAGAUGAUGUGUCACAAACUCGAUUACAUCAGUGCAAACUGCCAAUGGAAAUGUUAUAGAACGUUGAGGGAGAUAUGGUUGAAAUGUCUAAAAAGAGGGAGAUCAAGUGUUAAAUGAUGAAGCCAAACUUUGAAUUUUGGGCAUAGCAUAAUGACAACUAAUUUCACUUGUCUAAGUCACCCUCUGUUUUCUUCUAGAUAGUAGAACUCAUUACUUUGCUUAGCAUAUCAAUUAUCCUCCACUCAGUCUUGGUCUAGAAUUACUCAAUGGGUAUCAAAAAAGGCUAGUGUACAAUUCAAGUUUUUGAUUGUUUUGAUGAUGAUAUAAUGUGUAAUGGAACAGCAGGGGUAACAUUAAUGUUGCCAUUAUCAGCAAUUAGGACAGCUGAAAUAUUAGCUACAAAUUUUCCGAUUUAUAGGGUCAAGCAUAAACUGAUCAGAUUUCUUAUGCUACUGAGGAUUAUAUGGUAAGUGGAUCGGAAUCUAUGACGCGUGAUUAGAUUGGACAGGCUUGACAUCUUGAGAAAAGUUAGAAAUUAAACACGUCACUUUGAUCCAAUAAACAUAUAUUGAAGGUCUUGGUGAGGGAGUUAAGAUAGCCUUUCCACCUUUCAAUGUCUUCCUUCUUGAAUUCUAAAGAAGUAUUGUCAUUACAAAUAUGGACUUGAUUUAAUUGUUCUCCUUUGGAUACUUGAGCUCUUGUAAAGCAACAAUCUCCUAUAUGUUAAGGCUUUUUACUGUGAGAAAACUGCAAUAUAUCUCGGUCAAAACUUUCCAAGGUAUUAACCUUGUUCUGUCUGAGUUAUAGAUUUCAUUUCGUACUUUCUCCACCGUCAACUCUCUUCUUGGACAUCAAUCUUAAGAUGAUUAAGGUUGAAAAUAUCACUGUCCAUGUUACUGCAGUGGCUUUCAUACCAUGAAAAAGCACUUAUUAGUCUAGACAACUUAACUGAAUGAAACUUUCAUAGUCUAUAUGGCUGGGAGACUCUCAUAGUAUCUUUAGAAGUCCUAAUAAGCAUGCCCAGGAAAGGCUUAAAAAAAAUGGAAAAGCGAAAAAAUAGCAUAGAAAAACAUGACUUAUAAAAAAUCUCUUAGUCAUUUGUUGGAAGAGUAUAUAAUAAGAUCAGGAGAUACACUUGGGAAUAUAGCCCUAAAAAUAUCUCAUGAUAUUUAUUAGUCGCUUGAAAAAUGAUUCGUCCUGAUUUGAUGGAAAUACUUCAUAUUUGCAAACAAUGAGCAUAUUGCCUUCUAGAAAAAAAAACGGAAAUAAUUUCACUUUUGUUGCAAUGAUAUAUCAAAGGGUUAUUUAUUGUGGACGGAAGUAUCUUCUUAUUGAAAUUUUGGACAUUUAUAUCUCUUAUUUUCUGUUUUCGAAUCUGAGGAAUCUUUUUUCUUCAUGAUAGGCCCGACUGUCAGUUUUUGGGCGAGAAUUCAGCAUAGUUCUCAUUUCUAGGCGAUCUCGACAUUUUGCUGGGACACGGUGCGUUUAUUCAUAAUGAAAAAAAUAUCAGAAAUCUGCUUGUUUUUAUUGUUUAGAAAUAUGGACUGUUCGUUAUAUCUUAGCCACAUGCUUGUUUUAUUCCCUCUUUUCGUUUCCUUCACUUGAAUUUUCUUUCCACACUCAGCUGUUGACUGUACUAAUCCUGAAACUUUAAAUUUUUCUACGUCCACAUGAGUUAUGAGUUAUGAUUUUUUACUUGCUCACUUUUGCCCAGCAUGUUGGUAAUUUGUGCCAUUGUUUCAGAAAUAAUGGUAAGCAUAAUUUUUAUAGCUGGCCAGAGGUAGGUCUUGAGAUUUAUAAGAUUUUCUCUCCAAAUUAUUUUAUACCUGUCAAUUUUUUUAUUUCUGGACAUACCACAGUCAGGCUGUUAGAUUUCCAACUCAUAUCUGGGCAGAUAAACCUGUGAAAAUAUAUUUGGACUCAACUCCAAGUUAUCAGCUCUUAUAGCAGGGAGUAUGCAUUGCUACUUUUCCAUGCCUCUUUAAGUAUAGUGUGUUCCUUGUACGGCCCUUGUGCAUUUUUUUUUUGUAAGUUUUUCCAUUCCACACUUGGCUUGCUUGGGCUUUCUACGUGGUAUACAAUUUAACAAUAUCUAGGGAACACUAGUCAAUAAAACUCGAAGACUGGAUUUGUACUGAAUACAUUUUGUGUGUGUGCCUUCCCUUAGGAAUAAGUCAGGUCUUCUUUCAGAGUUUUAGUUGACUCUUUUAUGCCACAUUUUCAGUUCCCUUUAAGAUCUCAUGUGAUUAAUUAGUCCGCUGUGAGCAUGCGUAGUCUAAGUGGUUGAUGGGGUGGGAAUAUUUGAGGGGGAUGAUGGGAGAGAGAGUGAUGGGUGGCUUUGUGCGUACAAGGGGCUGACAAUUUCCAAGAAGGUAAGAGAGUUGUGCCUUUCCGGGAUCAACAGAUGCCCAGAGUGUGUCCUCUGGUAAUGCAACGUGGAUAGAAACUUCAAGGCAUUUGACCUUGAUGGCAAGAACUGAACUGGUGUUUUGACCCUAACUUGAUCCCACACGAGAGCCUGAGUUUGACCCAAGUCUUGGUUCAGGUCAGGUUCAAGUUGGGCUUCAUUGCAAACACUUUUGGUUCUUAUUGGUUUUUUUGAGAAUUAAACAAGGUGAUCUGACCGUUGUAUGAAUGAUAUUAUUGUGAUCCUACGAGUCUAUGAACAAUGCUAAUUUGCUGUCCACUGUUGCUACAAUGUUGUGAGAUGAAAAUUGCAUAAAACACAUUGCAAAGACAAAUGUGGAAGUUCAAAUCUCAUUUGUCGAUUGGAUAGCAAAAUAAACGAGGCAAUGGAGUUUUAAUGGUUGCCAUUGGAUUGAUUCAGGUUUAACCAUUGAUAACAAGCAGACAGUCUAUGGAGUUUUAAAGAUAAGUUAUGGAUGCUGCACAGGAUGUGCUAAUCAAAAGACUUAAUGGAAGACAGUAGGGCUUUAUUAAUUUUGAUGGGUAUGCUGUUUUCUCCAUGGUCCGUCUGGGUUGGUGCAACAAAAAUGGAAUCUCUUAGCAGGAAAGGAUUGUGUGAUAUUUUAUUGUUACUGCUUUUGGAUCAGUUCUCUUUGUUGUGACGCAUUACGGAAAUGAUGCUUCUAUUAGUCAUCUUUUUUUAUAAGACAUUUUUUUUGUCUGUGAGAUAUUUCAAUUAGUUUCAAUAGCUAUACAAGGUUUUGCAAAGAUAGGGAGAGUGAAGUUGGUUUCGCAUUUCAUGCAACUCUACUAAAAAUAUUUUCUUGUUAUUCAUCUUUUUUGGUAUGGCAGUUAUCUGAAAAGAGGAGUAAAUGAUUGGGGAAGAGUGGCCAAUGAUGUUGAGACUGAGCAGAUUGUCCUUGAUGAAGAGGCUGGGACAUACAAGGGAGGAAUGAGUUCCAUUGUUCAGAUGCGCGGUUCCAUACCACUUUUCUGGUCCCAGGAAGCUUCACGAUUUAGUCCGAAACCUGAUAUCAUAGGCAUGUUUUUUGGUCUUGACUGACUUUACUGACUUUACUGACUUUACUGACUUUAACCUUCUUGCUUGAUGCCUGUCUCCAGUUCAUAGAUAUGAUCCAACAUACGAAGCCACUAAGUUACACUUUGAAGACUUGGUGAAAAGAUAUGGCAAUCCUAUUAUCAUACUUAAUUUGAUUAAGGUAGAGAUGAUCUUCUUUUUUGUCUCAUUGCAUAUCAUUUUUGUGUAUAUGAAUAUGUAUAUCCAUUUGGCAACAUUUUACUGCUACUAAUAUAUGUAUACUAGUUAAAUUCCAAUUGUCAAAUAUUACACUCAUAUAUUAGAAAUGGUCCAAGGCUGAAACUGACUAGUCUCCCGUUUGGAUUUGAAAUCCUAUUUUAUCUUUUCCUAUCCUGUAACUCAGUGGAACGGGGGGUUACUGUGGUAUCUUCUUAUAAACACAGUAUGAUUACAAUAAAUCUGAAGGUAAAAUAUCCAAUUCGUAAACAUUUAAUUUUAAUAUUUAAAUAAAUAUUUUGUGCAUCUACGCAUUUCACCUUAUUCUCUAAUAUUUGUAUUUAAAAUAUAAAAAAAUCACCUUAGUGCUUCACCCUGUCACUAGUUGUAAGAUGGUGAAGUAAGCUUUGGUCACCUAAAAGAACUACAAUUCAGCAUUAACAUUCGCUGAAGUAUAUCAUCUAAGACCCUUGAAUCUUAGCUCAGAUAAACAGGAUAUUUUUGUCUUGUUUAUAUCGAUGGACAUGUUAAAAUGGUCAGUAUUUAUUUCAGUUCUGUCAUUAUCUCAAUUUAAAAUAAGAGAUCAUUUUUAGUUCCUUGAGAGUGAGAGCAUACCGCCAAACAGGAUUGUGUAAUGGUAAUUGUGCAUUUCUGUAUGCACAUCUGUAAAGAUGUGAUCAACUACAUGUACGUCCACUUUGACACUUCUUUCAGAUUUCAGUCGCGAGAUUGAAUGAUGGGGGUAUUUGGGAGUUAUUGACAGGGUUAGUAGUUUUGAAAUAUAAUAAAAGUGGCUUCGGGCCUUGAAAUAUUUUUUUAAAGAGAGAAUGAAGUGGAUCCCAUUCACAAGUUUACAAAUAUAAAGUAUAAUGAAAGAUUUAAUUCAAUCAUGCAUUUCGCCGGCCUAAUAUGGAUCCCAUCUCAUAUAUACAUGUGGAACUAUGCAAAAUUUUUGUCACGUAAAUUGGUUGUGUUCUGGAAUGCUAGUUGGGUAUCAGGGAGGGAAGUUUGUCAUAGUUUGCAGUUCCAUUGGAAAUUGUCUAGCUAGUUUUGAGUGGACUAGUCUUGAAAUAAUGGGCACACGAACCAAUUUGUUGCGGAAAAUAUCUUUCUAUUUUAUUCAAAGAGAGGAUCAAAUAACUAGACUACCAAUUGGGGAUGCAUUCUCUGUUUCGUUUCCUGCCCAAUCGAGAGAAGACGAAUGGGACUGUGGAUAAGAAUAGGUUUUCUAUUUGUUUUCUCUUUGUGAUGGUCAUUAUGUUUAAUAUUCCGCCAUUUGUUAUGAAUAAGAUUUGUGAGAGCUCUCUGUAGCCUAGCUAGCUCUCUGUGGAUUCUAAGACACCAGUCUUGUAAACCAUGGGAGAAUGCAGUUUCUUGUGCUGCAAUCCCUUUGAAGAGGGUCCAACUUUGAAUAUCACUUUUUAACUGUCUGGGUGAUGUAGACUGUCGAGAAAAGGCCUCGAGAAAUGAUGCUUCGGCGUGAGUUUGCCCAUGCAGUUGGAUAUCUCAAUCAAAUCCUUCCAGAGGACAUGAAAUUGAAGUUUAUUCACUGGGAUUUUCAUAAAUUUGCAAAGAGGUUAGCUAAAUUUUCUUUGAUAAACAUCAUUGUUUGGUCAUUUACUCGUGCUAAUUUUUCUUCUUUUAUGCAUUUUAAUAGCAAGGCUGCCAAUGUUUUGGCAGUUCUGGGUUCAGUAGCAAGUGAAGCACUUGAUUUGACUGGGUUCUAUUUCAGUGGAAAUCCAGUCAAAUUUAAGAAGAGGGCAACUCAACUUAGCCUAGCAAGUAAAGGAAGGUACAAACUGACUGACUAAAGGAAGGUGCAACCUGUUUUUCUUUAAGCGUUUCCUUUAGCUUGUUGUACUCAGUUGAUUUUUCACGCAGGGAAGCUUCUCUUGGUGACCUUAGAAGUAACUCAAGUGACGUUUCAAGAGUGGUUAGCAAUAAUGAUCUCUUUGGUACUGUGAACCCUCACGAUCAGAAUGGGGAACGAUGUCAACAGCCGAGAUUGAAUGGGCCUUGUUUCCAAAGUGGGGUCUUGCGCACUAAUUGCAUUGAUUGUUUGGACCGUACAAAUGUUUCACAGUAUGCCUGUGGCUUGGAAGCUUUAGGCCGUCAGCUUCAAGCUUUGGGUUUGACUGAUACUCCCAAAGUGGAUCAUGACAGUAGCGUUGCAGCUGCUCUCAUGGAAAUGUAUCAGAGUAUGGGUGAUGCACUAGCUCAGCAAUAUGGAGGCUCCGCAGCACACAACACAGUUUGUUUUUCUGGAACAUCGCUGAUUUAAUGUUUUUAUAACAUACACAAUUACUCCUUAAAAAAUAUGAAUGUUUAUGAUUUAAUGUCCAGAGUUUUUUAUGUUAUGACAUAUAUUUCUAACGGUCAUCAUUCUGUAUUUUUCGAUUAGGUUUUCCCCGAGAGACAAGGUAAAUGGAAAGCUACAACACAGUCUCGUGAAUUUUUGAAGUCUAUCAAGCGAUACUACAGCAAUGCAUACACAGACGGUGAAAAGCAGGAUGCGAUGAACCUGUAAUUGUCCUUUUUACUCAGUCAUCUUACAUCACGAAGAUCCUCCUCCCUAUUUAAAAAGUGCCUAGACUCGUAUGUAGAGAGCAGCCUAUGAUAGUCAUACCACUUUACUUACUUUUAUUUCUCGUGUGUCCAUCAGAUUUUUGGGUUACUUUCAGCCACAAGAAGGAAAACCUGCUCUUUGGGAACUAGAUUCUGACUACUACCUUCAUGUUUUCGGUAUUGGAGAGGAGCCAUUUUCUGACAACGAGAGGUUGUGGCUUAAUUAAUGUGAUUUUUACCACACAUUUUUUCCUUUUUACUUGGGUCAUUGAUACAUUACUUUGAAAGUGUUCCGUACAUUUCAGCUUGCAUGUUGGUGUAGCAGUUGAAGGGACUAGACCAACCAUUGCUCCCAUUCCAGCCUGCAAAAAAGAUUUUUAUCGGAUGAAGUUAACAUCCUUCGAUAAACUGAUACAAGCCACUUGCAGUUCAGUAAAGAAUGUAAGGCUUUGGGUUGAGCCUGUUGUCAGCUCUCCUGGCACUCUAGUCAACUCUGGAAUGGCAGCAGAUGCAGCGUAAUAUUUCUCAGUUGAUUUUUUUUCAUGAAUUCAGUUACUUUCUUCCACUUUAUUUGGACUUCAAUGUACAGAAAUGGGCACUUGUGCCUUUCAGAUCAUUGAUCCCUCAGAACCUAUUGCCAUUUCAGUCAGACGAAUGCCCUCUGUCUCCAAUUCCCAGUGUCAAAAGUUAUUUUUGGCCCACCGCAUUUUAUCAGAACCAGGAAUGUUUUUCUGCCUUGAAAAAUAUUGAUUAUUUGGACCCACAUAUUUCUUUCUCACUUUGGCUCAAAUUUUUAUUCAAAGUUUUAUCUAUUGGUAAUUAUUGCUUUCGUUUUACUCCAGUUUACAAUUUUGUUUUCCAUCCUGGUAAAUAUUUUUCACGUAUAUUUUAAAAACUUUUUUUCCCCAUCUUCGUUCCUUGUUUUUGAGUCUUUCAUGAAUGCACAAAUGAAUGUUUCUGAUAAAUAAAAGACCUUUCAUUUGAUUUGCUAACCAUAAACUCAGAUUUUUCAUUCUGUGAUGUCACUUUCAAAACUUUCCCAUAGGCCUUUCUAUAAUUUAUAAUUUUUCAUUAUAAAUUUAAAUAAUUGCAGAGAGAUACAGCUCAAAACCCCCAACUGGCUGUUUGGACAAAGAAAGAACGAAGAUUGUGUAUCAACUGCAAAGGUUAAAGCACAUGAGAUUGAAAGUGAGGAGCCAAAGUUCAACAAUGAUAUUGGUGCAUAUCUGGAUUUAGAUUGUCUAUCCUCUUCUACAGAGAUUCAUGACGAGGAUGCCGCUGAAAGGUAUUUUUUCUGUUCAGAUGGAAACCUCCUUUUCAGAAACUUUGGGAUCAAUAAUACAUGACUGGAUAGCACAGAUUCUGUAGAUCUGAAAUCUUAUGUGCUUUACUCAAGACUAACAAUGUUUUUUUAUGAACUAGAGAUAUUCUUUCCUUAAGUCUACUAGAGGCCUCUCCAAUAAGCAGAGAUUAUACUACGACCUGUCCAUAUUAUGUUUGUUAUUCUUCUAGUAGAAGGAUUUCAGUUUGAAGUUUUAUCAUUAUAUAUUCUGUGCGAUCUAGUAUGAGGUUUUUAAAAAGUAUUUUUUCUUACAUAAAUCCCACCCCCCCCUUAGGGAGGUGAUGCCAAUACGUAUGCACAGUGAGAAACAGGUGUGUGCUGUAGUCGCUUGGUUGUUAGUGGAGUUUGCCCAACAAAUGUUUAUUGUGAGAACUGGUAAAUUUAUGCAACCAAGUCUAGAGGAAAGAAAAUUGAUGACACCGACUUUCUUAUUGUUACCAGGGGGUGAUAUGAUUGUGAAAUUAACUUUUGUCAAAAACUUGUGAAUAUAUACUCAUUGCUGACCUUAUUGAAGCAGACACUUUACAUGACUCGUCACGGCAAUAUCAUCAACAAAUUUAGCAUUCAACGGUUGAGCUUAAUCCGUUUUAUUGCAUGUUUUCACGUUCUUUGGUCAAUUCAGCUGAUAGACUCGAGUGCUACAGCAGUUAUAUGUCAGAUAAUUAGAGGAGUCCAAAUGUUUAGACUAAUUUAUAAAAGGUGCAUUCCGGCGGUUCAUGUCUUACAGUCCAUACCCAGAGCCAACAAUACAUUUUAGGUGUUGCAAAACAGUAAUUUUGAUUUAGACAACAAAAUUGUCAGCAGAAUCCAGAAACCCAUUCAGAGCUGGACGGUCUUACUAACAAUAAAAGAAUUCGGAGAAAGAGAACAUAUUUAUGAAUUUAGCACUUAAUCAGACGAAGAGAGUUUUCCUUUGAUAAAUUUUGGGAUGUUUAGAUGACCAACGGAAGAAGGUUUACAUAUCAAACGCCCAUUUUGGUUUUCAUUAUUUCCUUAAAAAGCACGAGAUGUGGCUGUAAAGCUAAUAACUUCAAUUAUCAUGAAUGACUAAUAAAUAAGUUUAAGAGAAUAUUCCCGAGGAAGUUUACAGUUUUCCAUUCAAAUAAUACCUCAGUAACCUUGGCAGACGUCCAUUACCUGAUUUUUUUCGUGUAAGCACUAACAUCGGAGAAAUGAGAGGAAUGAAGAAUGGUGUGUAAACCUUUGACAUACCGAAAUGGAAGGAGGGAAUAUAAUGCUCUUUGAAAUAUUUGAUUGGCAGGUAUGAAUCACUGACUUCCCCUAUUGAUGACAUUAAGUGGUACGGAGCCGGACUCCUUUAUUAUCAAGAUGAAAGCAGCGAGGCUUACAAGCAUUAUGCUGAACUUUGUCAGGUAACAGUUCACAAAAGUAUUUAUAUUCUGUGGACACGCUUUCUUGUUUGCCCUACCUCCAAAAAUUUACUCCAAUCAGUUAGGCAAUCAUGACAUGGCGAAUCAUAAGGAGCCAUCCUUUGCUUUUAUUUAAGCCACUGAUAUUGGUAAAUUUUACUGGACAUAGAUCUCCAUAGAACGUUGUUUUAGUUGUUGUUAGACGUAUGGAAGCCAGUGGAACAUGACAUUUUAGAAGUAUUACGCUCCUUAGAUGGAAAGAGAGAGAAGACUCAGGCAAUUUUAUCAAAAAUAGGAACCUCUUUGAUAUGUAGGAGAGAGGCGCAGUAACUACAUCUAUGGUCCCAGUCAGCUUGCUGUUUUGUCUCUUCUCUUCUCCUUGAAUAAAAUUGAUUAAUAUUCUAUCUUUGUUUCUAUCUGGCAUGCUAUCUGAGCUCUAGAUUCCUUUUUGGGUUAUGUUCCCCUUCUGAUUGUCUACAAAACAGCCCCACUCAGGCAUCAGCCUGCACCUAACAGGGGCAUGCUAAAAUAAUCUCCCAUCGAACGAGUGAAGCCAAACAUGUGGUUUACAUAUCAGGUCUAGUCUACUCAUUGCCAAUUAGUUUUCACCUGGACGACCAAUUAUUUCAGUGUUAAAUAUCUAAAGUAUGAACUUACAUCCAAUAACUCCUGUAGAACAUCAGGGUUUGAAACGUCAUUGCUUGGGGAACAGUAAUCUCAGCUGGAUACUCCUCGGCUAUGUUAGACUGAGUAAUCUCAGCUGGAUACUCCUCGUCAUCUGCGGUCCCUUUCUCUUGAGAAAUAAGAUGUAUGGAAGUCCCCCGAUCUGUGCAGGGCCCAGCCACAGAGCACUUUGGGCAUGAUGUCGAGGAGGAACAGCACUACCGUGAAGCUUUAAGCAUGGGUCUAGACUGUGGAGAUGUUUCACUCGUUGAAGAAGAAAUGGAAGCUGCGGUUGGGGAGUAUAGCCGGAUAGGAACUGAUCUCGGGAUUCUGCCCAACUGCAAGGCCCUUGCUGCUGACGACCCCAGCCAGCUGACGAGAUGGAUAAUCGGAUAUGACAAGCUACCGUGUCAAGUGGCUGAAUCAAAUUGA
Molecule: messenger RNA, 12278 nt
Organism: Spirodela intermedia
Lineage: Eukaryota; Viridiplantae; Streptophyta; Magnoliopsida; Alismatales; Araceae
Source: the annotation of a GenBank genome assembly